UGAUCAGAGCUACAACUAAUUCUCAGAAAAAUGAAAAUCAAGUACUUGUUCAAUCCCACCAUUUUACUUCUCAAAACACCCUCCAUGGAGCUCUCAACAAUCCCAUCCGAGCCAUUAUCCUCUUUUUCUGUCCCGUCGAAACAAUAUGUAGGGGCUUGCCAGUGUUCAUCCUCUAAAACUGCUCCCACUUCAAAUGUCAUCACAUGGGUUGUCCUUCCUGCAUGCACUAACGUUGGACAAAUAUUAGACCAAAAUAAUAAUGAAAAUUACCUGUGUAGAAAACCCAGUGAACAGGUCUUUUAGUGACAACAUCUUCAUAAUACGUGAUGAAAUCAGUUUUCUCCCAGAUAUUACAAAGAAACCCAUCAAAUUUUCGUUGCCUCAAAUAAUUAGCACCGUCGAGCCAAUUUGGUGUAAGAAUACCAACUUCCAACUGGGCACUUGAACAUUUUUUAUCACUUGUCCAGAAAAAUGAAGUCCCAUUAUUCCAUUCACAAUCAUAUAUAAUCUCACCAAGUUGCUUUUGUCUGAUUUGGACGUUUCUUCCAUUAGGCCAAUCAUACCAGAGAUUUAUGAUUUGAUUUGAUCCACUGAAAUUCAUAACUAGGACAUGGUGUUGGUGUUGGGUCAUUGGAUUGGAUGGUUCUGGAUGAGGAGACAGAGACAGAGACAAAGAGCAAGGAGAAGAGCAUGAAGGAGUAAAGUGAAUAACUGGUGGAAGAAGAGACCAUUUUCGAUUUUCUGAAAGUGAAUUUUGAUUUCCAGAUAAUUAGUGUGGAAGAAGAUGAAGGGUAGUUGAAGAGAUUGAUGGUGAUGGGUUCUUCUUCUUCUUCUUCCCCACAGUUGCAGUCGAAGAUAAAAGUUUGCCUAAUAAUGUCUUGGCAUGACAGAUUGCCCAUGGGCAUAGAUGGACCACUUCUUUCUGAAAUAUCCGCUUUACAAAGAAAAACUACAGUGUCUACCGUACAGACUAGUGUAGAAACUAGAAAGGUUGUCACUUUCCAUUUGGAUAAAAUCUCCACCAUCCCACCAGAUUUUAUUUUCCUCAUCUCAACAACCAUUAAAGCAUUCCUUAUCUUUCUACUCUAGACCAACGAUAAUGGCUGCUUCUUUUGGUUCUGCAACAAAUCUCACCUCCAUAUCAAUCUUCUUCUUGGCAAUACUUAUAUUAUUUCUCACAAAUUUCUCCUUUUCUCAAUCAACAUACCCAACUCCAACACCAUGGCCUCCUCAAUUCCACUCCAUUAUGAUAUAUAACACCAGUGGUACAAAUCAAAUUUUUGAUCUCUGGUAUGAUUAUCCCAAUGGAAGAAACUUCAACAUCAUUCAAAAUCAAUUGGGUGAGCUGCUGUAUGACUUAGAAUGGAACAAUGGCACUAAAUUUGUUUACACUCUUGAUGCCAACAAGAAAUGCAAAACCGUGAAGGUAGGUUUUGGUAUUCUUACACCUGAUUGGCUUCAUGGUGCAAAUUAUUUGGGACAACGAAGAAUGGAUGGGUUUCUCUGUAAUGUCUGGGAGAAGGUUGAUUUCAUUUGGUAUUAUGAAGAUGUUGUCACUAAGAGACCUGUUCAUUGGGCUUUCUACACUGGAAUGGAAGGUCAUUUGAUGACAUUUGAGGUUGGAGCUGUGCUGGAAGAUGCAAAAUGGCAAGCGCCUGUUUACUGUUUCGAGUCCGGUGAGCAAGCAGAUGAUAGCUCACAACUUAACUCUGUAGUCGAUAAUAGUGGUUCGUCAAUGGAUCUUGUUAAAAGAAAAAUGUUGAUUCAGGAAUUUUGAGAGUUAAUUGAAGCUUCAAACAAGAGGGACUGAACUGAAUGGUUUUCAUGCCAAAAUAUUGUGUAUUUACUUUCUAGCUACUUAUGGUUAAAAUUUCUUCAAAUUUUAACCAUAGUUUGAAGAGAAUUACCUACUUGUGCCAGAAGAUCAAAUUUCUUCUCAAACCCUGCCCGGCUAUGUAUUGUUUUGAAAUGCUUGCAAGAUUAUUAACCAUGUUUGCUCUUUCUGCUACUGCCA
Molecule: messenger RNA, 2014 nt
Organism: Papaver somniferum (opium poppy)
Lineage: Eukaryota; Viridiplantae; Streptophyta; Magnoliopsida; Ranunculales; Papaveraceae
Exons: 2
Coding region: 1100-1777 (225 amino acids)
Source: RefSeq, a predicted model, not a curated record